Molecule: messenger RNA, 3112 nt
Organism: Drosophila kikkawai
Lineage: Eukaryota; Metazoa; Arthropoda; Insecta; Diptera; Drosophilidae
Gene: Usf
Product: upstream transcription factor usf
Biological process (GO): regulation of transcription by RNA polymerase II
Molecular function (GO): RNA polymerase II cis-regulatory region sequence-specific DNA binding; protein dimerization activity; DNA-binding transcription factor activity, RNA polymerase II-specific
Source: RefSeq, a predicted model, not a curated record
GCCAGCGGUCACACCGAACGAAAAUAAUUUUUGUUAUUGCCAACAACAAAUUUUUGUUGUUGUUAAAUGGCAGAGCCAACAGCAGACGCUCCGCGCUUCGUUCCAAUCCACCUGACAGCCAGCAGCCACAGCGGCAGUUAAUACCGCAGAGCUGCCAGCGCCGUCCCUCGUUCCAAGUGGGUGUCGGAGCAGAUCCCGGGGACGUGAACGCGAUCUAUUUUGGCCAGCAGAGUUACGUGAACGUUGUCGUCGUCGGAUUUCGGGCUCGGAUUUGCCGGAUUUUGCUGGUUGGCAGGCGAUGCCAUAAUGAACGUCCGAAAGCGGCCACGUCUGGAGCUGGAGCUCAACUCUGGCUCUGUUUCCGCAGCUCCACCGGCCCUGCUCACGACCACCGCACACACGGCGGACCUGUCCGAGGCCUUGCUUGGCGGCGGUGGUGGCCAGAGCCUGAUCCUCACCAGCGCUGGCAAUGCUUUACUUAAUAGCAGCAGCGGCGCUCAGAUAUUCCUCACCAUCUGCGGCGAUGAGAACUCGGAGGAUGGCGAGGAAUCGCAGGAGUACUAUGCCAUUAAGCAGGAGCCCGGCUCCGAUUUGGAUGUGCAUACGCUGCUGCCCACCAACCUGCAGCUGCCCACCGGCUGUGAGAUCUACCUGGUGAAGGAUACCAGCAGCCUGGCAACGCCGCCGAAGGCCUCCAUUAAAUUGGAGCCUGAACUGCUGACCGAGAAGAUGGUAGCCUCCAGACCUGUGACGCUGUCGGUGGCAGCCACACCAGCACCUGCAGUGGCAUCAGCACCACCAGUUGCAGCAGCAGCAGGAGCGGGAGCAGGAGCAGGAGCUACCUCCACCACCAGUGUGCUCUAUGGCCAGACGCAGACGCAGCGUUCCGUGCCCGAAGUUGCCCCCACAACGCCCACCAGCAAGCUGGAGGCUUACAAGAAACGCGACGACAAGCGCCGUGCCACACACAACGAGGUGGAGCGCCGGCGUCGGGACAAAAUCAACAGCUGGAUCUUCAAGCUCAAAGAGAUGCUGCCCAGCCUGAGCUCUGGCGAGGCCAGUCCGAGUCCCAGCACCAGCACCAGUACCAGCACCAGCAGCAGCGCCAAAAGCAAUCUGAAUCUGAAUCCGAAUCCAAAUCCGAGCCCCAGCGGACGUACGCCGCCCAACGACUCCAAGUCGCAGAUCCUAAUCAAGGCGUGCGAGUACAUCAAGAGCAUGCAGGGGGAGAUUGACACGCUGCGCGACUGCUUGAGGGAGGCGGAUGGCCUGAGGGCCAGCAAUCAGGCGCUGCGCGAGGAACUGGACCGUCUGAAGCGUCAGCAGCAGAUGCAAGAGCGUUUCCACACUGCCGCCAGCACCAGGUCCACCUUCAAUGUGACGCUCAACUCGCUGAAUAGCUCGGCCACCAGUGAUCUGUUCGAGGGCAUCGAUACGACGCCCAAUCUGGCGGGAUUUGGUAAACGUGGAUUGCUCAUUAGUGAUUAUGAUGAGUAGGGCGUCUCGAUAAAAAAGAAAAAAGUAACGCCCAUCCACCAAAGAAUGACGUGCAACGUACACGCAACGCAACACACGCAGUACAAUAAACGGAUAUGACGAGAGAGGGAGAGAUUUCUUGUUAUCGCCGCCGCUGUUAUAUACAUAAAUACCUAUAUAUAUAUAUAAAUAAUAUAUAUAUAUAUAUAUAUAUAUGUUGAAGAAUAUGCAGUCGAUCUUGGGUGACUCAAAAGCCAUGUUUCGUUUGAAAGCUGUUCGUUUCCCCUCCCGUCAAUUGAGUUCAAUUAACAUGCCAAGCAGCUGGUUUGGCCUGAUAUUUGGUAUUUGGCAUUAUUGGCAAGGUGCUGCAAUGCCCGGGUAUGGCAUGGUAUGUACCUAGAACUCAUUGUUUAUUAUUUUUUAUAGUUUAAGGGUUUUGGUUUAAGAUCACAAAAGAAGCUUUAACCCUCUAAGUGCCACAAGAAAUUAAAUGAAAUACAUUUUUUUCUAGAAUCUAUUCUUAAAUGUUACAAAAAAAAUUUAAUAUUUAAUUUUUAUUAAAUAUUUUUAUUGUGGAGCUUAGAGGGUCAAAAACCCUAUUGAGUUGUUAUUUUUAUUAUUAUUAUUUUUUUUUACCUAUUUUUUUAGAUUUAAAAUGUUUUCAAGUUUAAAAAGCAAAAUGAUUAUUAAUAUAUAUUUCUUAUGUGUUGAAUAUUAACUCUCAAAUCAAACAUAAAUAGCCAAAAUAUAUAAUUUUUAUAAAGAAUUUAAAACUAGGAGUUUGAGUAACAAAAAAUCGACUGCAAAUUUGUGAAAUAUAAAUGUUAUCUUUUUUUUGUAUCUCUGAGAGAUCCUCAUGCAGUUUGCCAUCAUUAUAUAUAUAUAUAUACCUACAUAUUACCUAGACGUAUAUAGCUUAACUAAAGCGUUAAAGCGUUAACGAUAACGAUACCUACCUACUUGCAUAAAUACCUUGAACUAAUUCAUAUUUGAGAGCAUAUAUUUAUGCUUGUUUUUUCGAUUUUAUUGUACUGUUUCUCGCACUAAUUACCUACAGGAUAAUGUAACGAAAUUAUAUGAUAUAUAUCUAGUUAAAUAUCUUAUAUAUAUUAUAUAUAUAUAUAGACAUGUGUACAUAAGUAGGGCAAGCGUGGGCCACAUGGCGACCGUGACCGUGAGAAAGGGGGAGAACGUUAAGAAUAUUAUUAUAUUUGAGCAUAAAUUGUUGUGAAUGUUAUAUCACUGUUUUCGAUAUACACGCUGUUUCAGAAGUAUACAGUAAAAAAACGUUUUAUAUAAAUACAUAAGUUAAAUAGCGAAACAAACACAAAGAUUAAACAUAUAUAAGUACGAUAUAUAUAAAAAUUUGUAAUAACUAAAAAAGAGAAUGCCAAAAAAAAAAAAAAACACACACACACACAAAGAGUAACAAUACGGGAACUUUGGGAGAUUGUAAGGGUACGAGAGGAAUUGCAUUGUUUGACCCAUAUAUCGCGCCGAUGAUAUUGGGUAUUUGUGUUACUUGUUGCUAUCUAUAUACAGUACAUACAAAAAAUAAUAUCACAUUUCUGUCAUUUGACAGCUAAUUCUAUUCAAUUUCAAUAAACGAACUCAAUAAUGGUUAACACGGAACGCA